Parasteatoda tepidariorum (common house spider) is the source of this 4448-nucleotide messenger RNA. RefSeq names its product RecQ4 helicase (gene RecQ4). Gene Ontology annotation, biological process: DNA replication; double-strand break repair via homologous recombination. Gene Ontology annotation, molecular function: four-way junction helicase activity; 3'-5' DNA helicase activity; zinc ion binding. The record is from RefSeq and is a predicted model, not a curated record. Gene Ontology annotation, cellular component: nucleus; chromosome; cytoplasm. Lineage: Eukaryota; Metazoa; Arthropoda; Arachnida; Araneae; Theridiidae.
UAGAGAGUACAAGCGAAAAAACUACUUUCCUUUCCUUUUUUCUUUUCUAGGCGCGUAAACAAAAAUUUGAAAACAAACAUUGUGCUUUUAAUUGAGAGAAACAGUAAUUAUUUUUUAUACAAAUGAAGAGAAAAUUUUUGUAACUUAUCUUUAAUCUAUUAUACGUGUAUCCAUUAUAUUUCAUGAUUUAAUUUGACUUUAUCUACUAAUGGUUUGGAAUAAAUAAGAAUUCAUAAAAAAUGUCAAACCACUUGUAACGUGAAACAUUGCAUACAUUAAAGUAUUUGGUAUUAUUAGUAAAUGGAAAUAAUAUGUCUACAACCUAUAAAAAUACAUUAAGAGACUUAAAAUUGAAAAUAAAAAGCUGGGAGUCUGAAUUUCUUAAAAUAAAUCUUAAAAAACCAAGUAAAGAGGACAUUACUAAUGCACCAUCGAAUAUUAAAGAAUCAUAUAAAAGUUAUUGGAAAUUACAAAAGAAAGAAACUAAUGAGAACAGUUUUAUUAAGGAAGAUGUUUGGAGUGUGAGUUUAAACAAAUCAAAUUUGAAAUCUUCUAAGUUGAAAUAUAAUGAACAAUAUGUAAAAAAUAUAAGUGACAAACUGAAGUUUAAUUCAAGUUCUUUGAAUGUAAAAAGAAUUCUUCCUCUGGCUUCUGAAACAAGCAAUUCUGAAGUAACAAAUUCUGCCACAUCAGUAUCAUUUGAAGUUAAAGAUGACAUUCCAAUAUCUCUGCCAAAGGCUAAUCACAAUUGUCCUGUUGUUGAUAUAAGUGAAUGUGAUUCCCCUUUCAAUGAUAAUACUGGCAUGAUAAAACGAUUCAAAACUGUUCAAUCUGUCAAUUUAAUUCCUUCAACUGUAGGUUUUAUUCCACAAUUAAAACCAUUACAAUUUGAUCAAAAUGUAAAUGCAGAUUGGCUGGAAAGGUGUGAUUUUUCUUUAUCAAGUACUGCUGAUGUAAUUAAAACAUCUAAAGAAGUUCAUAAUAAACAAACUCCAUCAAACAAAAAACCUGAAAAGAAUGAGCUAAAUGAUGAUGUGCAGAAAAAAUGUGAGUUAACAGAAAAUAAACAAUGUUUUCAUGAAAUGAAUGAAACUAAACAAAAUUAUUAUGAGUUGAAUGAAAGCAAACAUAAUAGUUGUCAAAUAAAAGAGAGCAAACAAGAUUCAGCUGACAUUGCCAAGACAAAUAGUUUGAAUGAAUUGAAAGCUCUAAAACAUUCGCCUGUUACCAAUAGUUUUGUUGCAAAGCAUAAUUCAUCAAAUGAAGUUUGCUCUGAAAAAUUCAACUUUUCAUCUCAAAAUGAGAAGGAAUCAGAUAAUGAAAUCUCUUCUAAAGAUGAUUCUGCCUCAGAGAAAAAACCACCAUCAAAAAGACGUAAGUUAAAUAAGUCUUCUGGAAGUUCAAUUGAAGUGUUAGACUCUUCAAAAAAAGCUUCUCACCUUAAAAGAAAAAUUGCUAGUGGAUCUUUAAAUGAAAACUUCAUAAGAUUAGACAUCAAAAAGAAAAAAUUUUCAAGAGGAUUUCGUUCUACAAAUGUUAGAAAGUUGAAAUGGAACAAGUGGAAACAAAUGAAAAAAGCCUCCUCUGGUGCUGACAAAAGUAAUAUAACUGGUUGUUUUAAAUGUGGGGAAUUCGGACAUUGGGCAAGAAACUGUACUUCUGUGAACUAUGCAAAAGAGAAAAUGAAUGAAGAAUUUGAAAAUGAAGAGUUAGAUGAUUUACAUUUGCCUACUCUUGAGGAAGCUGCUAAGUUGUUAAGAGAAAAAGACAAUAAAAUAUCAACAUCUACAUUGAAUUCUAAAGUAAUCAGCAUACCCGAUGAAAAUGAUCCUUCAGUCACUUAUGAAAUCAAAGACUUCAACAUUUUUCUAGAGGAAGAGGAAUCAAUGAAAGGCAGUCUUGAACCUUUGUAUACAGUGGGCAAAAAUGGAAAGAUGAGAACUACACCUAAAGCUGUAUAUGAUGCUUUAAAAGAAAUGGGAUAUUCUAACUUUAGAGAUGGGCAAGAAAUUGCUAUUAUGCGAGUCCUAUCUGGUUUAUCUACUAUGGUUGUUUUGCCCACUGGAUCUGGAAAAUCCCUUUGCUACCAACUGCCUGCAUACAUGUAUGCUAAGUUUCAAAAAUCAUUUGCAAUAGUUGUAUCUCCACUAGUAUCAUUAAUGGAGGAUCAGGUAACUGGUCUGCCAUCUUGUUUACAUGCAGUUUGUUUGCAUAGUGGAAUGUCUGAUUCUCAGAAGACAACUGCAAUUGAAUUAAUAUCAGAUGGUAAAGUGCAGAUAGUGUUAGUGUCCCCAGAAGCAGUAAUAAGCUAUGGAUUUUUAGAAAAAUUGCAAUUGCCAAAUAUGCCAGCAAUAUCAUUUGUUUGCAUUGAUGAAGUUCAUUGUUUAUCUCAGUGGUCACAUAACUUCAGACCCUCAUAUUUGCAGUUGCAUAAGGUUUUGACCCAAAAACUUGGAGUGAAAUGCAUAUUAGGUUUGACAGCUACAGCUACUCGUACUGCUAUAACUGAUAUUAUCACUCACUUAAAUUUAGAUAGCUCAGAAAAUUCUGUUGUUGGUCAGACUAAUGUACCUCAAAAUCUUCAUUUAUCUAUUUCAAGGGAUAAAGAUAAGGACAGAGCUUUAAUACAGCUACUCAGUGGAGAUCGGUUUCACAAUUGCUCUUCUAUUAUUAUAUAUUGCAUCCGUCGUGUUGAAACUGAGCGUUUAGCUGCUCUUAUACGUACAUGCAUGCAAGAUGAAGUAGAUACGAAUUUGCUAAAAGAAAAGAAAAAAUCUAAGUCUAAAAAAAGAUGUUUCAAAUGGACUGCUGAAGCCUACCAUGCUGGAUUAGCUCCUCCUAGAAGAAGAUCUAUUCAAAAAAAGUUUAUGUCUGGUAAACUGCGUGUUGUUAUUGCUACUAUAGCAUUUGGUAUGGGUCUGGAUAAACCUGAUGUAAGAGCCAUUAUUCAUUAUAACAUGCCCAAAAAUUUUGAAAGUUAUGUUCAAGAAAUUGGAAGAGCUGGACGAGAUGGACUGGACUCACAUUGUCACCUGUUUUUAGAUAGUGAGCAAAAUGAUCUCUGGGAACAGCAAAGGCAUAUAUACUCUGAUGGUAUUGACCGACAUACUCUGAGGAAACUUUUGAAAAAAGUUUUUCUGCCUUGUAAAUGUAGUUCCUCGAACACAAAUUCUGAUACCUCCAAAACAAUGACAUCUGAUGAUACUUUUAGAUGUUCUAAACAUGAAAUUGCUUUUUCGAUCAAUGAUACUGUACAAGAAUUAGAUGUAAAACAAGAAAAUAUAUCCACUUUACUUUGUUACUUGGAAUUGCACUCUAAUAAGUGGAUAGAAAUACUUUCUCCUACAUAUGCUACUUGUUCUAUUAGGUGCUAUGGAGGACCUCAACAAAUGCAUAAUCUAGCUUUAAAGAAUCCAGUUAUAUCUGCAGCUAUAGCACUAGAUGCAGAAUGUGGCAAAAUAUGGAAGAAAAGUUCCCAGUAUACAUUUGAUGUUAUAAGGCUUUCUUCUGCUAUUGGAUGCAAGUCUUCUGUUCUGAAGCGUGAAUUGAGAAAACUAGAAUGGAAAGAUAAAAGAAAAACGGGAGUGAUGGUUGAGUUCUCUGAUUUGUCCUUUCAUGUAAUGGCACCUGGGAAUCUCUGUGAUGAAGAAAGAGAUUUAGUGCUUGACUUUCUGUACAAUAAAGUUCUUGAAUCUGAAAAAGCUCAGUUAAAAAGUCUUAGACUUUUAUUUGCUACAUUCCAAAAGUAUUCUUCUUCUCAUUACUGGGAAUGUUGUGACGAAGUAAACAUGGAAUAUAGCAUGGAAAUAAAAAAUGCUAUUAACCAAUAUUUUGACCAACAUGAUUCAUUGCUUAAAUCAAUUGAAAAUGAAGAAGCUAAUAAUGAGAUUGAUACACCAUAUGUUAAACAACUUAUUAAGGAUAUAAUUUGCACACACCGUGACCAAAAUUUCUCAGGAAGAGCAAUUGCACGCAUUUUUCAUGGGAUUACCAGCCCCUGUUUUCCAUCAGAAGUUUGGGGAAAAGUUCGAAAAUUUUGGAGAUGUCUUCUGCCUGUGGAUUUCAACUCUAUAAUGAAAAUGGCAAAUGAAGAAUUAAGAAAUUUAAGGUGAUUCUAAAUAUUAAAUUUGUAUCUAUAGAAACAAACAGUACAUAUGUAUACUUGCUUAUAUGUGUAUAUAUAUAGGUAAAUCACAUUGCUUACCUAUAUAACGUGAAAAUAUCAUUGUGGAAUUUCAAAGACAAAGAGUUAUGCUGUGAAAUUUAUAGUUUUGUAAUAUAAAGAACCAUGAAGUUGGAUAAUACCCCUGCUGUAUUAACUAACUAGUUUUCAUUUGCAUACAGCUCAUAUUUAUUAGAUUUUAUACUCUGAAUUAUUUAUUUGAAUUCAUUAAAUAUUUAAUUUUUGUUCACCUUAUUGUAAAUAAAGUCAUCAUGAAUUAAUUAUU